AUGGGUGUGCUGUCACAAGUCAGAGAAAAGCUCCCAAAUGUAGAUGCCGUGGUGGUAGAUUUAGACACAGGAGAAGUCCGUUUGCCAGAAAAUAAUCAUCUUGCCGAACUUCCAUCACCAUUCCGUGAACGUCUAGUAACUCGCCUACAAAGGGUGCUUAGUCCUGAGCUGGCAACUGCUGAUCUGGCUGUUCCAGCUGCUUUACCUCCACCGCUGGAGCCUCAUUUACUGGACAAAGAAAUCCGUGCCUGUUUUGUGCUGUUCUUCUCCGAACUGCUUUACGGGUAUCGUUCGUGCCUUGAACUUGUUCGCCUCCAUCGUCAUCCUCUGAUUGUGUUUCACAAGGCAGCAUUCAUGGGCAUGAGGCAUCUCAAGUCACCUCUUCUUCACGAUCUCCUUGAAGGUCAAAUGUUCCAGCUUUUUGUUGCCACCCGGGGUGGUCUGCUCAACAACGGCGGAGAACGAUGA
Molecule: messenger RNA, 468 nt
Organism: Ostertagia ostertagi
Lineage: Eukaryota; Metazoa; Nematoda; Chromadorea; Rhabditida; Trichostrongylidae
Source: the annotation of a GenBank genome assembly